UUCUUGGGUAAGUAAUCAAUGCCCAUGUAGGCGCCAGUGGCUCCCUCUGCAGUUCCUGUCCGACCGCUGCUACAACCCUCGGCUAUUGCAGCAGCAGCAGCACCUUCUCUCGGCCGGCCGCCGCCGCCUUGCCCUGCGGCCAAAGCUAGGCCCAGACGUCGCCGUCGGAAAGGGACUUGAAGAGCGACCCGCAAAGCGGCUCUUUCCCGUUUCUGCUUCCGGGGAGAGCGGCUCGGAGCUCCUAAAGCCGCUAGGAAGGAGAGGGCGUGCUUUGGGGAUGGCGAAAGGCGUAGCUGGCCCCAGCAGCCGCGGCUUUCCUCAGCAACUGCUAGCGCUGCUCCUCAGUGGCGUCUUAAGCCUGACCUGCUGGAACCCGCCACAGGCGGCAAGCGCGCAGCCGGCUGUGCCCUGCCAGGCCCCGCUACAGUGGGAGGGGCGCACGGUGGAGUACGACCACAGCACCGGCAGGAACACGCGAGCAGCUGUCGCUUACGACGGUCCUAACCAGCGCCUCCGGAUACUGGAGGAGAGGAAGGGGCUCAUCCCUUGCAAGAAAUUUUUUGAAUAUAUAUACCUUUACAAAGAUGCAGUGAUGUUUCAGAUUGAGCAAGUAACAAAGCUGUGUUCUAAGAUUGCUUUGAGUGACCCAUGGGAUCCUUAUGAUAUUCCUGACAACUCAACCUAUGAAGAUCAGUACUACAUUGGAGGACCUGAUGACCAAAUCAUGGUACAGGAAUGGUCUGAUAGAAAACCAGCUAGGAAACUUGAAACCUGGGUUGGAGUUUACACAGUCAAGGACUGCUAUCCAGUUCAGGAAACCUACACCAAGAACUACAGCGUGACAACCUCCACCCGCUUCUUUGAUCUAAAGCUUGGCAUAAGUGAUCCAUCUGUAUUCACCCCUCCUAGCACCUGCCAGUCAGCACAGUUAAAAAAGAUGAGCAAUGAAUGUUAAUUGUGAAUCUUGUCUUUUACAUGCAAACAAAUAUACAUACAUAUAUCUAUAUGUAAUGUAAAUUAUCAUUAAUCAUCAACUGCUGGCAUCUAACAUGGCUGUUGCACUUUGCAGAAUUGAGGGCUUAGGGAACGGGACAUCUUAAUUGACUAGAGAAAGGGAGAAAGCCAUCUCUUAAUCAGUGUCUCAUUCUAACACUGUCCUCAUAUUCUAUACUUGCCAGGGUAGUAUUUGUUUUAGCUGUUACAUUUUUUUUUUGAAGAAUCUGUUAUUUAUUUUUCUAAGAGGUAUAUUGUGCUCCUACAAGCAUAUGAAAAUAUGACUUACAUUUGUUAAUUCUGGAGAAGUGGGUAGACUAUAUUACACGCAGGAUAUAAGGCAUUACCAUAAAAUGGCACCAUUAGCCGAUUCCAUCUAGAGAUUUCCUUACUUUUUUGGAAGCUGUUACAGUGAGUGAGUUUUUUGGCAAAAAAUCUAGGAUAACAAUAGUCAUAUAACAAGUAUCUGGUAUGAUAUUAGGAAUAUCGAAAUUAUGCCUAAGGAUACUGCUCUCAUAGGGUCUGAUGAGAUUUCCUUCCUUUUCUUGCACUCCUUAUAUAUGCUUUCUCAAGGCAAUGCUUCUUUGAAUUUAUGCAAAAACAAUUGUUUUACUUGUCUUAGCAGUCUCUUUUUAAAUCUUAUGUAGGUGGUGUCUUAUCAGAAAAGUAUGUUUGGCAACAUACAAUACGAUCUGUUAUUAAGAAAUGACUGGGAUGUAUAGGUGUUACUCUGUUGGUCCAAAAGAAUAGAAAAUACAGCUAAGUUAAACUACCUGUGACUAGCAAGGAUAUAGGUGGCCAACAGGGACACCACUUCAGGCUUUGGUAGUUGAGGGCAAAAAAGGUUUCAGUGUGGGUGGUAAGAUUUAAUGGCAAGUUCAAAAGUCUGCUCUUGGAUAUAUUCAGGAUUAAACAGCAGAAACAAAAAACUCACAGUAAAUAUAGAUACUAUUUGUUGUGGAUACUGGGCCUAUUUGUUGUUAACCUGGACCUACAAGUUCAGCUAUCCCUUGCACUGAAGUCUGCUGCUAUUCGUUUGCUUUCCUUUAUUUUUACGAUAGCCUUUAAUUUUGUUGUCAUUUACCGUUUUAUUUGUAAGCCACACCUGAGUUUGAUUUUUAUCACAGAAGGUGUGGGAAGUCAGUAAAUCAAUGGAGAAGCACCUUGCAGGAGCCUCUGUGUAUUCAUCAAUCAAUCUACAGAGCUCUGGACUCGGUAUCAUUUUAGAAGUCUCAGUGAAAUUGGGGGUCAUUUGCCCUUACUGCCAGGAAAAAGGACAUAUUUUAUAAAGAAAGGAGGAGGGCAUUGCUUCUUUAGUACAUAUAAGAAUUACAUACCAAUAAAUGGUGGGGUAGAUCUUCAGUAGCCCUUCCUUCCACAUGUUCAGUCUACAUGUGAUUAGGAAGUGACAUGCUGUGCCUUCCUCCUGUGAGUUCAGUGGAAGUGUGAAGGGUCUUCAACGCAUAUACAUGCCUCUCAGUCAUAGAGUGCUUUUCAUGCCUUCUACUCAAAGCAUAGAGGUUGGAGAUGGGGAAUCAGGUGGAAUCCUGCUCCCCAGUCACAUGCUGACUGGGCUUGUGGAAGGGAAGGAGAGAACAGGAUUAGUAUCUUUCAUCAGACAGGGUCAAAAUGAGAGCACUAAUCAGUGCCUUUAAAUAUGACAUGGCCUAAGGAGCUUGCAACCUAAAAUCAGAGCUUGGAAAAGUUACUUUUUUGAAUGACAACUCUCAUCAGCCCAAUCCAGUGGCCAUGGUGCCUGGGGCUGAUGGGAGCUGUAGUUCAAAAAAGUAACUUUUCCAAGCUCUGUCUAAAAUUUGACACAAAGGGCAAUGGAAAGAGGGGAUGAAAAUGGGAAUGAGGAUAAAUGGGAAUAUGCAGUCACUUUUGUUACACAUACUUGGCUUUGGUAUCUACCAGGGGGUGAGAACUAGAGUUAAGCCAAAGACUUCAGAGAAAUAGUGGGUUUUGAGGAAAUAUUUGAAGUGAGAGAGAGCAAGCAUCAGAUAACUGUUCUGGGAGGGAGCUUCAGCUGUAAGAGGCAGCAAGGAGAAAGGGCAGAGUUGUUGAAGAAAGCAGACCUUCAGGCAACUGAGGGUAGUGGAACUGGAAAAGUGAAGGCCGUGGGCAGGGAUAUAUUGGGAUCCAAGGUCAGACUGAUAAGGGACAAAAAUUGUGGAGAGCUUUUGAAGGUAAGGAAGAGAAUUUAUGAUUGAUCCAGCAGCAGACAGGAACACACUUUGGGAUUUCAAGAGAGCUGUCAUAUGGUCUGAAAUUGAAAAGAGGAAAAGAGAUUAAUUAUUUUGGUGGCAAAAUUUUGGACAGAGGCGAGAAGGCUGAGGUGUAGUAUCAGAAUGUCAGAUAGGAGAUGGUUGCAGUAGUCAAGGAGGGAGCUAGAACAGGUGCAAUAUAAAACAGGUGAGGAACCGCCAGCUCACAGGCUCAGUGCAGCCUCCAGUUGGGUUUGUGAAAAACCUAUUGGGGUUAAUGCUUCCUGUGUCCUGUGACUGACAAUUGCUCUUGUCACAAGGAGGUAUGAAAAAAACCAUCUUCUGUUGCAUCAAUGGAAGGCUUUUUUCCAAGCCUGUCACUGCGCCGGGGGUAUGUGUGCACGAUAUUCCUGGAGACUGCAGGUGGGGCUGAUGGGAGUGGUAGUCCAAACUAUCUGGAGGGCACCAGGCUGGGAAAGGCUGUAACAUAGAAAUGUUUUCCAAGUUAAUGGCUUGCUUCGCUUAUAGAGCACAGCAUAUUUUACUAUCUCUCAGAGUUCUUGAUACAUAAGAAUUUUAAUUCAGAUAGCAUUUGCUGAGAGCAGAUAAAUAAGCAUGCUCAAAUUUAAUUCAUUACCACUGCUAAUUUUCUCAUACAUGAACCAAUGUGCCAAUGGCUUUUACGUUAUUAUGUAUUUAACUUGUGAGACCAAUGUAUUUUUUGACAAAUAGCACAUUAUUGUUAAUAGACAAAGAAGGCUUCUUCCCUUCAUUAAACCCACAAAAUGUAACCAGAAUCUUGAUUAAAAGUUAUGGAACUGGGAGGUUUUUGGGGAUAAUCCCAUUGUUCCAUGUGCUUGUCGGUCAGGGAGACAGAGUGUUCCUAUGUCUUGAUGAUGAUUGUUCUUCGUUCUUGAAUUGUCAUAAGAAUCAUUCUAGCUUUUCUAUUUUAUGCACCUUUGAAGAAUUCUUGAUCACAAAGUGUGAGUAGACUGUUGAAGUGGGAGCUGAAUAAAUAUAUAUGUGCCCUUUCUCAUAGAGAAUCAAGCUAUGGAUAUAUUUCUCAGCUUUGUUCUGCCAACCAAAUAAAUAGAUUUAUCAAAAAAAAGAACAUGGAGAGGACAAUUCUUCCAAAUUUGCAUUGAUUGUACUAUCUCAAAUAUUGCUUGAUACUAUUCAAAAACAGACCAACAAAUCAAGGUGGUGGUUCUUUCAUUGUAAUUUGCAUACUCAUUCAGUGCUCAUUUCAGGCUCACUCUCCCAGGCAAAACUGGUUCCAGCCCCUGACAGCUGGGUAUGAAUCACAUUUCCAAGUUCUUGUAAAAAAGAGCAGCUGAAUUGUCCAUUGAUAAACCAGAUGUUAAAUGUUAUCGACCAUCAAAUUAUACAAAAACCUAAAGAGAAAGUUGUCUCUUCACUUUCACAUUAGUAACACCUCAUUGGGAACACAGUAUCAAAUAUUUAUUUGUUUUGAGUUAUAGGCUCUUCCAUCCCAAAGGCUUGGAUCUGAUAACAAUGUUUAAAUAUUAAAUCCUCAGUUAUAUUAUUAAGAACUAAGAAGAGCCCUGCUUUAGCCCACCAAAGGACUGUCUAGCCCUGUCUCCCACAGUGGCGAGCCAGAUAGCUCUGGGAAGCCCACAAAUAGGACAUGGGGCAAUAGCGAACUGUUGUACCCCAGCAACUGUUAUUCAACCACAUGCUCCUGCUGAUCCUCAAGGUACUAUAUAACCAUCAUGCUAGUAGCCAUAGAUAGGCUUAUGCUCCAUGAAUUCCAGAUGGAAAUCUUCUGUUUGGCAUAUUGAUCAACAGUCCUUUGGGACAGUGAACUUAACCAGUUUUACCUGAUAUAGGGUAAAUUCUGCCUUAUGAUUUGUCAGGUUUAUCUGAGCAACCUGGGGUGGGAGAGUUCACCCCAAGAUUAUUGUUGUUUAUAUGAGCUCACUGCCCUCAGUGUGGGACUAGUGCACAGUAACACCAGCUAUCUAGCCUUACCAGAAAAUGAGACACUCAAAUCAUGAUUUUGCUGGAACAUUGCCUUGGCAGCAAAUGAUCCUGAAUACUGCUAAGUAAGGCCUGGAUAAUUUUAGCGCAGAGCAUGAAAUUCAAACCUCUAGCUUUUUAAAGCGAUGCAGACUGUAACACAGAGUGUCAAAUUAGCCAGUGUGGCUUCCAGAAUGUCAGGCGUUUGUUUAUUAGAGCUGGCCAAAGCCAUCUGGUGUGAGGCCCUCAAGUUUUUCCCCUUGCAGAAACUUUGCCAAGUUUGCCCAACCCUAUUUUAACCUGAGGUGAGCUCAGUUAAAACUCCCUGGCUCUUUUCUGAAGCUCUGCGCACAAAAAAACCUUUCCAAAAACACUAGAGUCUGCAAUUCCAUGCCCACUUCCCUGGAAAUUAGAUCCAAUGAACUUGGUGGGACUUACUUUUGAGUUUACAUGCCUGGGUUUGCACUACCAAGAGUUAUUGUAGUGAAAUGCCUGUAUAAGUGUGCAAAAAUGGAAUUGUGUUUUAUGUAGCCUACCCUUUGCACAUUUGUAGCUUUCUUGAGAAAUGAGUAUUGCACUUUUUCCUCAGCUUCUCAGUUGGACCUGAAAAGCUAGAUGGGAAGGGAAAUAAUAAAAUUAGUAAGUUGUUUUGAACAUGUAACUUAAUAUGUCUUAAAUGUACACACCGUUGUUGUUGUUGUUAUACUGUUUU
Molecule: messenger RNA, 5892 nt
Organism: Rhineura floridana
Lineage: Eukaryota; Metazoa; Chordata; Lepidosauria; Squamata; Rhineuridae
Gene: EPDR1
Product: ependymin related 1
Exons: 3
Coding region: 278-955 (225 amino acids)
Biological process (GO): cell-matrix adhesion
Cellular component (GO): lysosome; extracellular region
Molecular function (GO): calcium ion binding
Source: RefSeq, a predicted model, not a curated record